Molecule: messenger RNA, 1440 nt
Organism: Ruditapes philippinarum (Manila clam)
Lineage: Eukaryota; Metazoa; Mollusca; Bivalvia; Venerida; Veneridae
Exons: 2
Coding region: 210-1196 (328 amino acids)
Source: RefSeq, a predicted model, not a curated record
UAAACAUUACUGGUGUCUCAUAGCGUGUUUAAGGUGAAAGUGAAAUUACAAGAUUAUCAAAAAUAGAAUAUGAAAUAUUCAGUGAGGAAAUUCAUAUAAAAAAUAAUAUAAAAAAUACACAAACGGUUUCAUCGCACACUGAUCACGGUGGCUUAUCAUGUGAUUCGUUACAUAUCGCGGGCAGACAAAAAAGUAACAACGCGGAAAAAAUGGAGGUAAAGAUGAAUUUGUGCUUCUCCGUCGCUUUUGCCGCGCUUUUGUUGCUAGUGUCUGCAAAUCAAACUCUAACUACUGAAGAACUACAAAUGAUGAGAGAUAAUAAUUACACAAUAACUGUAGAUGAGAGAGACAACACUGUUAUAUUUGAACAUAUUGGAGUGCCUGACCAUACAUCUGAAAGAGGGUGGGGAAAUAAUCACGAGGUGGAAAUUGUUAAUCACAAAUACACUCUGCAUCUCAAACCAACUGUCGCUUUAAUUAAAAAAGGAUGUGCAGGGGGAUUCGGCGUUGUUGGACUUGCAGUAACCGGUGCGGCGUUUUAUAACCCGUUUACUUUAUAUGGAUGGGACGCCGUUAAUGGAGAAUGUGCCGAGGAGCUUGAUAAUUGCAAAGGACAUCCAAGUCCUGACGGAACAUAUCAUUACCAUGGUGUCCCAGAAUGCCUUUAUACUGGAGAUGUUGCAGACAAAUUUCUAGGCGUAGCUCUGGACGGUUAUCCAAUCUACGGACCCAUGGACAGUACUGGUAAAAACUGGACCUCUGCUGAGUUAGACCAAUGUCAUGGGCAUACCUAUAAUGGAAGGUACAUGUAUAGAGCAACUUUUGACUUUCCCUAUCUCAUCAGUUGUUUCCAUGGAGACAGUGUGAGAGUCCAACAGUCAGGACCACCUGUCAACAAUGGUGGCAAUGAAACACGAGAACCGCCAGUGGACGACAGACCGUCUGCAAAUGGAACAAUUGGCAAUGCUCCUGGAGUCGGUGAAGCGAUUCCACAGAAAUGUCGGAUGGCCAAGUACCCAAACUGGAACUCUGAGAUUUGUUACGUUGUUUGUAGGAAUCCUGGAAAUGAACUCGACAAUUGUUUAGAUAAUGAUAUUGGCGGCAGCUCGUCAGUUUUUAAUUCCCUAUCCGUUAUCUAUAUCGUCACCGCUUCUUUCGUUUUUUUACAUUUUCCUGUAACUGACACUUUCCUGUAACUGAGCAUUAGGCCAAGUUGAAAUGUGUGAUAUGUUUGAGCCUUAAACUAUCCUUGUUACUUAUAACUUAUAUAAUUUGAAUCUUAUUGAAUCAUCUGAAUGAAAUCACAGUUGUGCAAUAAAACGUUUGGCAAAAGAACAUGAACAAAGCGUUAAACAGUUAUUUUAUGUUGCGUAAAUUUGCAGUAAAGCUCUAUGAAUAAGAGUUCUUUUCAAUUCAAUGUGGUAUUAAAUGUAUGUGCAA